GAACGGACGAACGGAACGUGAAAAUCGAUUGAUAAGGCAGCAACAGUAACGAAUAAAAUAUAAACAACAAUAUACUAUAUAUAGGGUACAUAUAGAUCAAGCACCUUAUACAAAGCAUCGUGCAACGUUUCAUUCACAGUUGCCGAACUAUGGAUAAACUUUGGCAAGAGUUCAAGUCGUUUCUGAAGACGUUGCUCUGCUUUCUGCUGGCAUUGUUGUUGCUGCCUUUGUUGCUGUUGUCAUUUCUAUGCGCCCACUUCGGCAACGAGCUGGCCAACUACGUGCUGAGCAUCAAGUAUCCCAAUCUGACAAUAUCCAAUUCGAAAAAGAUACGCAGCAUGAUCGACACUCCCAAGAAUGCAGGCAUCUUUCACUUUCUGCUGCAGGUGGAGGGACCCUGCUGUUUCGAACGGAUCAAGCAGCAAUAUGCCGCUCAGCUGACGGACCUGCGCGACAAGACGGGCAUGCUGCGCUUUCCCAAGCUGCGCCAGAAGCUGGUCACAUGCUGGGGUCAAUACGCAUGGGUGAACGAUAGCAGCGGUUUCAGUAUCAAUAACCAUGUUCUGCUCAGCACCCACAAGUAUCGCGGCCGUGCGGUCAACGAAUCGAACAUUCAGGAGUAUGUAAGCGAAUUGGCUACCAAAUACAUACCCUCCGACCUACCACAAUGGCAGGUGAUCGUCAUACCUACCACAUUAGCAAAUACCUCGACUUCGGAAGGAGAGUCGCCAGAAGCGAAUUCUUCACCGGAGAGAUAUUACAUUUUGGUAAAAGUGCAUCAUUUGAUAAUUGCGGAGGAGGAUGACUUGCAUGUUAGUGAAAUGCUCCAGCUGCAGGACACAGAGCGACGUGCUGUGCUUGAUAUGGAGGAGCUAGAUCAGCCACCUAGUCAUCAACUUUCUCACUUUGUGCGUCAGCCACAGCACAUUCGUAAGCUGGUGAAGCGCUUGGUGCGUCUCGUCGUCUGCCGCUGGCAACAGUUCAUCUACGAAUUUGAAUCGCUGGAAACCCCCGAUGGAUAUACCCGCGUUCAGGUGCGCGAUCUUAGCCAGCUGUUGUCGUUAGCCCUGAUUGUCAUCGUGAAUGUGGUGCUGGGCUAUAGGCAUACGAUGGAUAUGCGUAGGAAGAUGCAGCGAAGAUUCAGUGGCUAUCGCAAUGGCAUGGGUCGUUUGCAGACCAUUCAAGCGAUUUUAAGACGUGAGUGUGAGCAGAGAAAUCUCAAUUGGGAGUUGGCAACAGCAGCGUUGAGCCACAGCCUACAGCCAGCCAACAUCGCAAAGGCGUGGACCAAGUUUGUGUGGCGCCUUAAUAUGAACAAUGUGCUAUUGUUGCCCUAUCACAUUUACUGCGAGCUAAUGGCUCUUUGGGAUGUUUGCUUUCGCGGACGCACCAAUUUCACGGACACCUAUUGCGCUCGACUACAUCUCUAUGUCCCGCUGCUACUCUACGCGCAGCUGGAGCUGCUGAAGAUCUGCUAUGAGUUGUUCAAGGCACCUAGAAACAUUUACGAAGUGCUGUUUGUGCAGCCUACGCGGGAGCUCAACAUUCUGCACAAGAAAUCCUAUGCGGGUCGCAAGAUUGUCUCCUUUAGCAAGUCUAUAGAUGGUGCUGCAUUGCGUGCUCGUCAUAAGUUUGGCGAAAAGCUGCGUGAGUCUGACUUUAGUUUGACCUGCUUGGCGGGUGCGGUGCACGAUUAUCUGGAGACCUUUGCGCAAGAAUUGCCGGUGCCAAGUCUGCUGAAUACAACGUGCCGGACCGUGGAGAAGGGUUACUUCACUGAUCGUACGGGCGAUAAGUUGGACCACAUUGGUGGGGUGGUGUUCUUGCAGUUGCCACUUCGUCUGCCGGAUGCUUUGCAUGCCCAACAGCUGCAUGCGAUUGUGGAGGGAAUUAGGCAGCAACAGAUUAUUAUUUAUCUGGCCUCUAUUGGACAGACCAAGUAUAGUGUGCUGACCGCUCUGUUCCCGCAUGUGCUCACGAAGAUCUUCAUCAAUUUCUUCUCAAAUAACUUUCCUAUCACCAUAACGGAGAUUUAUGGCGCAACGAGCGAAUUUCAGUCCACCUGGGGUCAACGUGUCGAGGAUGUGUUGCUAUUCCGUCCCCCACAAUCCAAGACCUGUCUCUCGCUGAAUCUGCAUCGUUUUGGCGACAAAUAUCGACUGGCUAUUAUGGCCGAUACGCAUCUGGCACCCGAUCACACAAUCAUCACUCGUUCUUUCGAGCAUUAUAUGGAAACGGUAACCCUUUGAUUAAUAUGUCAGGUUUUGUGUAUUGGGGGUUUGUAAGUCUGUCUAUAAGUUAUGAAAAUAAUAAAGUGAGAGAGGACAAGUUGAACAUUAUAUAGUUCCGCCUUGGCCCAUGGAUGAAGUAAGAAA
Messenger RNA from Scaptodrosophila lebanonensis, 2375 nucleotides. RefSeq lists its product as uncharacterized. NCBI's taxonomy places the organism in Eukaryota, Metazoa, Arthropoda, Insecta, Diptera, Drosophilidae. The record is from RefSeq and is a predicted model, not a curated record. Gene Ontology annotation, biological process: triglyceride biosynthetic process. The coding region runs from base 150 to 2249 and encodes 699 amino acids. Gene Ontology annotation, molecular function: diacylglycerol O-acyltransferase activity; long-chain-alcohol O-fatty-acyltransferase activity. The transcript is spliced from 4 exons. Gene Ontology annotation, cellular component: plasma membrane.